AUCGCGUUGUUAUUUUGAGCAGUUUUUGCCCUGCUGGCUGAAGUGUGCGUGCUCGGAAAUUAACAGAGAAACAGAUUUAAUCGAGAGCUUUUAUCUAUUUACCGGAACUAAAAAGCCAGCGUAGUUGUGUCUUUUUUUUUUUAAUAAUCAGAUCCCGCUGAGACUCACUCACACGGAGUGUUUUUGUUUGUUUGUUUUGUUUGUAAACCGAUGGUAUCGCAAACUGAUAGCGAUAACAUGGACCUCAGCGUGUCCGUUUCGUUCUUGCAAGACGAGCUCGGCUCUGCCAUCGAGCACGCAGUGAAAGCGGCUGUAGACACCGUCUUGUGGGAAAUCACAAGAGUUGUGGGCAGUAAAUUGAACGAGUUUCAGAUUGCAAUGGCUGGGAAGGAGAAAGAGAAUGAAAGGCUGAAGCUCAGGUUGCAGAAAUACAGGGAAGCGGCGGGCAGGAGCGCUAACGAGCAAGCCCCGGCGGACCUCAGACAGGGGACCGGCGGCAGCAGCUGCGAAAGCUCCCCGGCUGCGCUGUUCGGUGACCCCCCGGUUGAUCCGGCGCCUCACGCCGGUAUCGAGCCCCCGCCGUGUUGUUUUCAAUCGAAACGGGAGCACAAGGUCCCGGCAGUGCGGGACAGACCGGCUCAGGCUAACCGAGGCGUGCUGACCUCGUUUCAGGAGUGUGGACCCGGCGAGGGCAGCUGGGAAGCGGAUUGCAGGGGCGCAGGACGAGACGUGGGUGAACUGCCUUGCCCCGGCCCGAAGCUGCUGAAAGAAGGCGUCUCUGAGUUGGACUCUGUCCUCAAGGACGACGAGAUGGAGCCCAUGUACAUCACUGCUGACGGCAUUUACUCCAAACCUCUGCUCUGCCUUCACGGGCUGGGCUACUGCGCUGAGUGCCAGGACAGCUACCUGAACUCCCUCCAGCAGGGGGAGACGGCAGCGAAACCGCACCAGUGCCCCGACUGCGGGAAGCGCUUCAAACAGCCCGGCCAUCUCAAAACUCACCGGCAGGUCCACUCCUCGGUGGAGAAGGUCUUCUCCUGCGGUGACUGCGGGAAGACAUUCAACCAGCUGGUGAAGCUGAGGCAGCACCAGCGGACUCACACCGGGGAGAAGCCCUACCAGUGCUCCGAGUGCGGGAAGAGCUUCAGCCGGCUGGACAAGCUGAAACAGCACCACAGGAUCCACACGGGCGAGCGGCCUUACCACUGCGGCGACUGCGGCAAGAGCUUCAACCAGCUGGUGAAGCUGAGGCAGCACCAGCGGAUUCACACCGGAGAGAAGCCCUACCAGUGCUCCGAGUGCGGGAAGAGCUUCAGCCGGCUGGACAAGAUGAAGCAGCACCAGCGUGUCCACAGGGGGGCGCCGGAGGGAGCGCAGCGCGCGUCCUCGAGCCAGGACACCGGCAGCGCGCGCUGAGGGGUUUUUAGUGGUGCGUUUUCGGUUUUUUUGAGUAGAGGUGUUGGCAGUGUGACUGCUGUAGCUGUGAUGGGGGCUGUACUACUGCAUAGAGGCAGCUGGGAGAGAGGAGAGAGGAGAUAAGGAAGGGAGAGAUA
This is a messenger RNA of Polyodon spathula (Mississippi paddlefish), 1553 nucleotides long. RefSeq names its product zinc finger and SCAN domain-containing protein 2-like. The transcript has 2 exons. NCBI's taxonomy places the organism in Eukaryota, Metazoa, Chordata, Actinopteri, Acipenseriformes, Polyodontidae. The record is from RefSeq and is a predicted model, not a curated record. The coding region runs from base 211 to 1416 and encodes 401 amino acids.